AUGUCGCAUUCGGAGACCAUGUCGAGUGACACCGCCAGCACUGUCGUCGAACGAGUAGUAGACAUCGGGGAUGACGAUAUCCAGAGCCAGCAGACGGAUCGUGAUGUUAUGAUGGAAUCAUUGGACGAACCUGAACUACAGCAGCGACUGGCGGGAGAUCAGCUGAUGUCGGAUUCAUUGGAUGAAUCCCGCUUGGCGACGAUGGUGACAGUUCCUCAAGAAACCGUUAGGCGUGUCCGCAUGGCAGACUCUUUGGACAGCGACCGUCUACACGAUAUCCUCGAGCAAAAAGAUUCCUUAACACAGGAUGACCUCUUACGGCAUCUUCGUGGUGAUCGCUUAGUUCCUGGUAUGGAUUCCUUGGAAGCGUCUAUGGACCGAGAGGCGCUGCAGCAAGCGCUGUCUAAUUCCGAAAUCGUCAUACCGCCGCUGGAAACGGAACAGACCGGUGAAAAGAUUACCGUGCGUCGUUAUUUAAUUACCGGACAUCCGACUCUGGAGACCGUAUCAUUUGCCGGCAACCAGGCCGAACUCCUUAUGCAACAGUUCCUCAUGGACAAUCAGAGUUUGUAUCCUAACCUGCAGAUCUACGAAGCCACGGAAGAGCAUCAAACCAAAGGUACCGAAUCCGCCGCCAACGCGGCCCGCUCCCGCACCACCACGCGCAUCGUCAAACGCCGGCGCAGUGAUCUCAAGGACAGUGUGGAGACCGUGACCUUUACCGGAACUGAUUCCGAGCACGAGAUGGCGCGCUUCCUCUCCCACACCAUGCCACUGCGCUACGAUGAAACGGAGACCAUAGAGUGUGAAACACGUGAUGAAUCGGGUGAUAUAACACGGCUGAUGACACGGCGGUUGUCGCGUGUCGAUGUGGACGCCGCCACCCACGGCCGGUUGGGAUCGGUGUCGUCCUUGACAGCCGCCGGUGUGGAUGAUAUUCUUGAAGGCUCACCGACGUCGGAGCAGGGCGGUAGCCGCAGCUCCGACACUGCUCAGCAAUCUGCUCGGAUCAGCGGAAGUAGUCGUCAGCAGCCAGAUACCGACUACACGACAUCCGUACGAGUGGACACAUCGGGAGAUAAGGAAACCGAGGUUUUGCACGAAACCGUUACAACGGUAACGACCGAAGAAUCACCGGUAGAAUCAAUCGAAGAGGAAGGUCGACCGGAAAUCGAUCUAACGGAACACAGCACUGAAGAACAGCAGAAAGUUCUGAAAGGUUCCAAGGCUUGACGAGCUCAUGCCUGCACUUGUCAAACACUUGUCUCGUGGACUGUAUCCCCAUUAUAUUUGGCUUUGAUAGUAGAUAUUUCGUUCAUGCAUUCCGACGUUAUCCUGGGUUUUUGAUGCGUUUAUCACACACAAUUACAAAGCGAAAACGUAGUGCAGUUGCGCAUAUGUCACUGCGCGCCACGCCAGCACCUUCAUUGUCGCAUCCCUUAUUAUCCCGCGUGUGUCAUAGCUCAACAUGCAUCGCUUCACGUUGACGAGUCGGCGACCGAUACAUCCCAACACCGCCGCUCAUUCGCCGCCCCAACAACACGCCGCGGUGGCAGUGCACUGCGUUUUUUCUCUCUGCCGGAGCCACUUCAGGAGGAAGAAUAGCGGACCUGUUCUUUUUUUCUGUGAAUGUGGAUUAUCUCCGGACACACAUUCAACUUCAAGCGACAUCGUUAAUUCACGUAGUUGUAGCUUUUGCUUUUUGCAGUUUAUUGCUUUAUCGCUGCUUUGUUGGUGCGCUCUCUAUUUCUCUUUUUGUGAAUCAUGCAAGUUCGGUGUUUUUCGGUUGGGGCUACGGUAAAAAUUAGAAACGGCUUUUUUGCAGUUAAGUGGUUUUUUUUAUUUUGACAAUUUGUUGGCAAUCCUGUCAAUAUGGUGUUGGUGGGAACGAUGGAAGUCGGCACUAGUCGCAAUCAUACUGGUGUAUCAGUUGUCUGCUUUUUUUGGAUUAUGAGGAAGACAUGAACGGCGCGCAGCUAAUAGUUGAUUUUAUUUUAAAAGUUGCUUAAUAAAAAUUCACGUUUGAA
Molecule: messenger RNA, 2027 nt
Organism: Paramacrobiotus metropolitanus
Lineage: Eukaryota; Metazoa; Tardigrada; Eutardigrada; Parachela; Macrobiotidae
Exons: 4
Coding region: 1-1233 (410 amino acids)
Source: RefSeq, a predicted model, not a curated record